AUGCACCCAACAGAAGCAUUUCCGCUGCUUUCCAGCGACGAUAAGCUGGCCCCCCUAGGAGGGCACACGAUCACCGAGAAACCACGCGUUCGACGACGUUCAAGUGGACUUGGAGGAGAAAUCAGAGCUGGCGACACGAGCGCACCGGCAUUGGCCACUCUAGAUGUGCGACCGCCUUCUCCUGGGACCUUGAAAGCGCAAAACGAUAGGGACCAAGCCAAACCAUUCUCGAAAAGACGGAAAGCGAGAUCAUUAUUGCGAAGAUGGAAACGAUACGCGUUGAAACAUACUUGGGUGACGCCGUUGGUGCUCAUAGGAAUCUUUCUUGCCCUCUUUGCCGUCAAUCCUACCGAGUCGAAUCCUAUACACCAUUUUAUCUUCCUUUCAUACCGGAUACCAGCCGAACCAGGGACGCCUGAAGGAACACCAGAUCAUUAUGGAAAAGGUCGAUGGGAUUUGGCAUUUGUCUCAUUUUACAUCAUUGUGCUGUCCUUCACACGCGAGUUCAUCAUGCAGAAGUUCCUCCGGCCCUGGGCUAAGAACAGUGGUCUCAAGAGUCGCGCGAAACAAUCAAGGUUCAUGGAACAAAUGUACACGGCGAUUUACUUUGCGAUCUUAGGUCCUGUCGGAUUGUUCGUUAUGAGUCGGACGCCAGUCUGGUACUUCAACACUCGAGGAAUGUACGAAGGCUUUCCUCAUAAGACACACGAGGCAUACUUCAAGUUUUACUAUCUCUUCCAAGCGGCAUAUUGGGCACAACAAGCAAUUGUCCUUUCACUGGGGAUGGAGAAGCCUAGAAAAGAUUACAAGGAAUUGGUCGGGCACCACAUCACUACGCUUUUCCUGAUUGCGCUCAGUUACCGAUUUCAUUUCACAUACAUGGGAUUGGCUGUCUACGUUACUCAUGAUAUUAGUGACUUCUUCCUUGCCACUUCCAAAACGCUUAAUUACCUCGAUCAUCCUCUUGUCGGCCCUUACUUCGGUUUCUUCAUGAUCGCCUGGAUAUACCUUCGCCAUUACCUAAAUUUGAAAGUCCUAUGGUCAGAAUUCAACGAGUUUAAGACAGUUGGCCCAUAUGAGCUCAAUUGGGUGACAGAACAAUACAAAUGCUGGAUCUCACACUACAUCUCCACAGCUCUCUUGGCAAGUUUACAAGCCUUAAACCUCUUCUGGUUAUACCACAUAUUCCGAAUCGCAUACCGGUUCGUCUUUUUGAAUGCUCUGGAUGACGAUCGUAGCGACAACGAUGAGAAUGAAUUCAAUGCAGAACAGGCUCUUGAUUAUAUUCAGAGGCAAAAGCAAUUGGCUCUAGACAGCGCGUCAAAUGCAAUCGCGAGCGCUUCAUCGAAAUUGACCAAUGGGAAGACCACUUCGGCAGAGACCUAUCAAGAAGGGACGACGAAACGAAAGGCAAAUGGAAAGAAGGCUUGA
Molecule: messenger RNA, 1431 nt
Organism: Glarea lozoyensis ATCC 20868
Lineage: Eukaryota; Fungi; Ascomycota; Leotiomycetes; Helotiales; Helotiaceae
Exons: 3
Coding region: 1-1431 (476 amino acids)
Biological process (GO): ceramide biosynthetic process
Cellular component (GO): membrane
Molecular function (GO): sphingosine N-acyltransferase activity
Source: RefSeq, a predicted model, not a curated record